Ailuropoda melanoleuca (giant panda) is the source of this 1488-nucleotide messenger RNA. It is a transcript of the gene RAB17, whose product is annotated as RAB17, member RAS oncogene family. NCBI's taxonomy places the organism in Eukaryota, Metazoa, Chordata, Mammalia, Carnivora, Ursidae. The record is from RefSeq and is a predicted model, not a curated record. Bases 265 to 924 code for a protein of 219 amino acids. Gene Ontology annotation, molecular function: GTP binding; GTPase activity. The transcript is spliced from 7 exons.
GCAGGGACUGAUCUGGGGGUUGGGCCAGGGCUGAUCCCAGGAAGGAAGGCCACCCUCCAGAACAAGCCUAGAGAAGGGGACACUUUAAGAGGUGCCUGAGAGAGGAGAGCAAAGAAGAGAUAGUCUAGGCCACGUAUCUGCAGUUCUGCCCCUGGGAAGGUGUCUUCUGCAACCCGCCAUGUUCCGGGGAGGAUAAUGGUCUACUCAGGCUUCAGUGCUUAGAGAAGCCGCCUUCACAGCCAGCCUGGAGAGGAAGAGAGAGACAUGGAAGCAGAUCAGGGCAUGGCUCAGGCGGGUGGGGUCCCCUCUCCUGGGGCUGCCCCAGACCAGCCCUACGUGUUCAAGCUGGUCCUCUUGGGAAGUGGCUCCGUGGGCAAGUCCAGCUUGGCUCUCCGGUACGUGAAGAAUGACUUCAAGAGCAUCCUGCCCACUGUGGGAUGUGCGUUCUUCACCAAGGUGGUGGACUUGGGGGCCGUGUCUCUGAAGUUUGAGAUCUGGGACACGGCUGGCCAGGAGAAGUACCACAGCAUCUGCCACUUGUACUUCAGGGGGGCCAACGCGGCGGUUUUGGUGUAUGACAUCACCAGGAAGGAUUCCUUCUUCAAGGCUCAGCAGUGGCUGAAGGACCUGGAGAGGGAGUCCCCCCCAGGGGAGGUGGUGGUGAUGCUGGUCGGGAACAAGACGGACCUCGGCGAGCAGCGGGAGGUGACAUUCCAGGAAGGGAAGGAGUUUGCGGAGAGCAAGAGGUUGCUGUUCAUGGAGGCCUCGGCCAAACUAAACCAGCAGGUGAACGAGGUCUUCAGCACUGUAGCCUGGGAACUCCUGCGGAGAGAAGAGAGGAAGGAGGGCCGGCCGCAGCGGGGAGAUGCGGGGCUGGCUCUGAGUGGGGCGCCUGCCGGGCCUGCCAGAUGCUGUGCCCGCUAACAGCAGCCACGCCAGGAGGGGCCUGGGAGGACCCCCACCCCGGGCCCCGCUGCUCCUCAGGGGGAGACGCUGCCUCCGCCACGGACUCCGAGUCACCAUCCAGCGGGCUUGCUCCCCCAGUCCUACAGGUUCUGGAAGCUGCACCCCUGCAUGUUCCCAUGUUCCAAAGCCGGCAGGAAUCAUUCAGGAGGGGAUCCGGGGCCAAAGGGCUUCUAGGGCUGAUACAGGAAAUGUUCACCUUUGUGUUUGUGGGCCCUGCCCCUGGGUUCUCAGGGACGCUGCAGUUUAGUAUUUACCAGGGUCAAAGUGACUCGGCCAAACCUCUUCAAAGCAUGGGCUCUGUUUCUGCCCCGAGCAUACACUGUACGUCGGCUUCAUGGAAAAAACUCACAAGGAGCAUUCCAAACAGAAUAAGAAAAAGAAAAACACCUCCCUGGUUCCUGUGAGAUUAAAGUCAUAUAACCCGGCACACGCUAGACACAUAAGAUAAAAAUCUGUAACUUUCUGGAAUGUCCUUCAUGGCGAUGAUUUGUAACUCUGUGCAAAAGACGUACAUGUUCCUUC